Soboliphyme baturini is the source of this 627-nucleotide messenger RNA. Lineage: Eukaryota; Metazoa; Nematoda; Enoplea; Dioctophymatida; Soboliphymatidae. The record is from the annotation of a GenBank genome assembly.
AUGGAGCCGCCGCCUUUCACUCCCCUCAAACAGUUUGACGUGCAAUCGAUAAACCUGAAUGAGGUGCCGGGGGAUGGUUAUGAUUUUCUCAAGCAUGUGAUUGUUGAACGUCUUCAUUGUCCGGAAACCGUGGUUACCGACAAGGACUUCAGCCAGUACGAUACGAAUCAAACCAUAUGGUGUGACCAAUUCUUAGAAAAGUUUCCGCACAGUGACAACGAUCGCCGGCUGGUCCCGUCAGAAAUCUGGCAGCAGGGAGCUUCGUUGUCGCAACAAGACAAAAAUAUCUUGCACCGCUUCAUCAGUACUCCUCCAUUGAUUUCCAUUGUUAUUCGACUUACGGAAAGAUCCGUUUAUCGAGCGCUUGAAUAUCUGAUAACUGAAUUUAUCGACAGCGGCUAUGAAUACGAACGCGCGCAUUGGAUGUUUGCCCUGAUGUGUUGUAUCGGUGUUCCGCUCCAACAUUCCACGUGUGCUGCUUUGCGGGAGCUCGCCAGAUCGUGUCGAAAGUUAAGACGCACCUGCGAAUGUGCUGACUGCGAAAUCGCUCGCGCAUGCAGUGUGUUUAUUUGUUUGUCGGCUCGGUAUUUCGGUCAGCUGGAUUUGGCUGACUCGCUCGUUUCAUAG